This is a messenger RNA of Echinostoma caproni, 729 nucleotides long. Lineage: Eukaryota; Metazoa; Platyhelminthes; Trematoda; Plagiorchiida; Echinostomatidae. The record is from the annotation of a GenBank genome assembly.
CAUGGUCACGCCAUAUUUGAUUACUUGCCUCCUGCGUUGGGCUCAAGGUCACCUUUCUUCCCCGCGCCAGACGCUUGUUGGCUUUUACUCACUCCUCUUUUUACAAAGCUCAGAUUUGCCCUGCAAUCAGGUGUGCACUGGAGCUUCUUUUGCCUCUCUUACUCCUCUUUUCGGUCAUUCAUUCGGGCCCGUUAUGUCGUACCUCCUGUAUCACAGGGUGAUGAUGGCGAGAGCGGACGCAAUGCACUUUUUGCGGCAAUCAAUCGCGGGGAGGCAAUUACAUCCGGUUUGAGGAAAGUCACCGAUGAUAUGAAGACUCACAAGAACCCGGCAUUGCGUGCCGCGCAAACCACCCCGAUCAAGCCACCGAAGCCAACUCAACAACAAACGGAGACUCAAAACCGAACUCCAUCUGCACCAGCCAAGGGUGUGCUGGAGCUUCGGGAAAACAAAUGGAAGACCGGAGUUGUUUUCGAGCACUUGAUUUCUUCACUGGACGUUGUAAACUGCCAAAGCGUUCAAGUACAAUCUAUGGGACAGUUGGCCACAGUGAACAUUGACAAAACUGACGGUUGUCAAGUAUAUUUGAGUGCGGACUCAAAGUUUGCCAAUGUUAUCACGGCUAAAUCCUCAGAGAUCAAUAUGCUGAUUCCCAAAGAUGAUGGCGAGUUUGUAAGUUACUUCCGAACUUCACUGAUCGCUGCCAAACUCAUAAUGCAUACAAGAUAA